GGAAGGUGUUAGACCAUGUCUUCUUCAGGUAGAUCGUGGCCCCUGAGCCUCAUGUUUCUUCUGGGGAUGGGGAUGGCAUCGAAGAGGACCAACUGCCCGAGCAGGUGUAGCUGUCAGUACCUGGAAGUGAAUUGCACAGGGCAGCAGUUGCAGGAGUUCCCUGCAGCCAUCCCACUGGACACCAGGCAGCUGAUUCUGGCGGCAAACAACGUGUCGUACCUGCCAGCAGUGGAACUGAGCUUCUUGGCUGAUUUAGUCUAUCUGGACUGCAGGAAGAACCUCCUGGGGGAUGACCUGGAUUUCACUUUCAUUGGUGUGGCCAAGCUUGUCUAUCUGGACCUCAGCUUCAACAACCUCACACAGGUCACCUUCAGCACUUUCUCCCACCUCCUCAGCCUGGUAGUGCUGAAGAUCUCAGACAAUCCCAACCUUGUGGCCAUUGAGAAGGAUGCUUUUGCCAAUAAUACCUGGUUGAGGCAUCUGGAUGUGAGCCGGACAGGCUUAACGUUCCUGGACACCAGCACCGUCCGGGACCUGCCCAACCUGAGGUUUCUGGGGCUCAGUGACAACCUGUGGCACUGCAACUGUUCCUUUUUGGACUUCAUCAACUGGAUGACAGAAAGCAACGUGCAUUUUUCAGAUGCUGAAAACAUCACCUGCUACACUCCAGAAGGCCUGCGUGCCCUGAAAAUGCCUGCAGUGGAGGCACAGCUCCACUUCAACUGCCUGACCCAACUGUACAAGCAAGACUACAUCUUUCUGUGUCUCAUUGGCUUCUGCAUAUUCUUUGCUGGCACUGUGGCAGCCUGGCUGGCUGGCAUCUGUGCUGUCAUCUACGAAGUCCACACUUCAAAGCAGGAGGAGGAGGAGGAAGACACAGACACUUAG
Molecule: messenger RNA, 888 nt
Organism: Athene cunicularia (burrowing owl)
Lineage: Eukaryota; Metazoa; Chordata; Aves; Strigiformes; Strigidae
Gene: LRRC52
Product: leucine rich repeat containing 52
Exons: 2
Coding region: 16-888 (290 amino acids)
Cellular component (GO): voltage-gated potassium channel complex
Molecular function (GO): voltage-gated potassium channel activity; potassium channel activator activity; transmembrane transporter binding
Source: RefSeq, a predicted model, not a curated record